Pseudo-nitzschia multistriata is the source of this 2067-nucleotide messenger RNA. Lineage: Eukaryota; Bacillariophyta; Bacillariophyceae; Bacillariales; Bacillariaceae. The record is from the annotation of a GenBank genome assembly.
CAUUAUUGUGAUAUUUUUUAGAGCACAUAAAAAGGUUUAUAUCGCUUCGUGAAUUCAGGGUAUCUCACUAAUCAGAAUAAUACGAACAGAACGCGAACCGUUGUAACUUUUCCUCGAAGUGACAGCGUCACAAAAUAGAGCUAUCGUCAUCGCCACUGAAACACCAAAUUCUGCUCCGACUUACCACAGUGCAGCUGAGUUAUUUAAAUACAAGAAAGCGCGGGCAUGGCGUCUGAUCAUAAUCUCUGCCAGAUUCAGAGUGAUCAAGGUUCUCCGAACUCCUCCCAUGAUUGCGACGUGAUGUCCUUGGACCAGAGAGUCCGAUCAUUGAUCACUGUCUACAACCGUUUAGAAGCAAUGGAAGUUUCAGACGCUUGCAAUGAGGGAUAUCUGCGAAAURAUCCUCAUUUGGAGCGUGGGGUCGAAGAAGAGAAGACAGCCAGUGAGAGUCAAAGUGAAGAAUUUCGGCAWGACACAUCCAGGUCCCGACUUGAUCUAUCAAUAUCGAAGUCGAAGUUUCUAAAUAAUGUGGUUGGAUCUCAAUCAUCGGACUGUAGGAACAAAGAACAUUGCAGAAUAGCCACUUAUCGAAAGCGUUUCGUCCAAUACGACAUCCGAAGGCUCCGGAGGCUGGUUGAGAGGGAAGCCUCUACUGUUGGUUCCUCAUCCGUGACAGACAUCCGACCYAGUCAAAUUAAAAACUACAAGCUUUUGCUAUCGUCAGAGAAGGACAAAAGGAAGAUAUCUAGGAAAAUUGAGGUGAAAACUGUUGUAGCGCAGGAAGUUGAUGAAAGUCUUGAGAAUWUGAGAUGUCGAUUAUCGAAAGCCAGAUUCCUGAUUCGUUCAUCUUUAGGAUUAACGAACGAACAAUCAACGGAUUCCGCCAUUUUUUCGCAAGAAAACCAAGAUGGGUCCGAAAAAAYCGCCAGUUCUUGGAAUGCAGCCUCUCGACAUUACGAAUCAUUGAAUCCUUUGCGAGGAGAAAACCUUCAAAAUAUCGACCAUCCUCAGAAUAUGGUUGAUUCCGAGUCUUCAGAAAUAAACUCUCCAUCUCUUAUCCAAUUCCAAGCGUUCCCAGGGCUUGAUACMCUAGAAGCUGAGUCGAAAAUAGAUUUCGAAUGCAUGRAUGGCUUCCCUUCUGUAUUUGAGCACAAGAAUGGGCAUUGCCGCGUUAGURAURAUAUUAUUUCACUUGGCCCAAUCCAUGUCCAGUGGCAAUCGAACGAGCUUCGGGGCAUUCCUGCAUUUGACCCGUUCGUUUUGRRUGGCCCGGAAGCUAUUGAAUGGCAGGAGACGCCAUGGUGUGAUCCAUCCUACUCGUUCGACUCUGAAUCACCGGCAGCAGACGAUGAUAUCUGUGAGGAUCUUAGUAGUGUAGAUGUGGUGAAAGGAUCCAAAGAUUCAAAAACUACUUCAUCCACACAAAAAUUCYUGGCUAAAACUACGAUCUCCAACGAYAAGGAUUCAAACGCAAGAACAGUAGGCCUUUUCCCAGAGAAAGCCUGCUUUUCUCCCUUUCACAACGGUGACGAGAUCAGUCUGGAAAAGGCCGACGACGACGAAGGGCAAAAAUCGCUUUGUACCGAGCAAUCGAGUUUUCAAAGCGGCUCGAGCYUCGGCGCUCCUGCUUCACCGAUCAUUCGAAAAAGCGGCGAAAAGCGCAGGAAAAAGAGACUGUCGUUUCUCCGGUGGUCACGACCCAAAUCGGCAAACAAAGAAUGGCUCGUGGCGGCGAAUGCAUCGGACUGGCACGUUCUGAGAUCGAGGGAUGUUAGAAUGAAAGAAUGGCUCAGUAGGUCUGAGGUCUCAGAAGAGCACAAGAUGAUAGCGGUAUUUUUUGACUAGGGGCAAUACAUUUGGCGUCGUAGAAUUGAUGCUGGGAAGAUUUUUGUUGCUUGCAUAGUACCACGGUACACGAUAUAUACAAAGAUAGUACACGAGAAAGGAUUUCAGUUCAUUGGGUGAUGCUUUAGCCCUUUUUUCAUUGUCAUGGUGGAAUCAGUACAUGAAAAAUACUACCUAUUACUACUUUUAUACGAAUCAUAACAAUAAAGGCAAAAMYUUUGG